Molecule: messenger RNA, 2533 nt
Organism: Megalops cyprinoides (Indo-Pacific tarpon)
Lineage: Eukaryota; Metazoa; Chordata; Actinopteri; Elopiformes; Megalopidae
Gene: gpaa1
Product: glycosylphosphatidylinositol anchor attachment 1
Exons: 13
Coding region: 348-2213 (621 amino acids)
Biological process (GO): attachment of GPI anchor to protein
Cellular component (GO): GPI-anchor transamidase complex; membrane
Source: RefSeq, a predicted model, not a curated record
AAAGACGAAUAUUUUAAAAGUUAGAUGUGGAAAUUAGAGGGAGAUGUCAUUGGUAAGGAACAGAAAUCAUUCUUCAUGACUGAGGCAUGUCAAUGUAAAGGAACUUUAUCCUAGAUCUGCAAUGAGCCUAUACUCUCCCUGAAGCUGGAUUCUGGGAUUUAAUAAUUUGGCAACCGCGAGUCUAUAUGCAGGAAAUGGGUCCGUCACGUUAUCCCUCCGGCAGGAAACAAGUAAAAAAGCGAGUACUACACCUGCUGCAGUUUGGGCCGGCGUUUCUCGGGCUCGCCGCGUAUAUCGGUGGAGAAGCUCCUGCUCCGCAUCCGUCGCGGCUCUGAAGGUUCAGAGACAUGGGCUUGCUGUCGGACCCCAAUCGCAGGAGAGCGCUGACCAACCUCCUGACCCGCCUCAACACUCCGCUAUGCUUGGUGUGCUAUGUGGCAGGCGUGGCCUGGUUCAUGGGCCUGGCGUUCGAACCCUUCACCCUGCGGACCUACAUGUCGGAGAACGCCAUGGGCUCCACCAUGGUGGAGGAGAAAUUCGGGGCAGGGGAGAGGGCGCUGGCCGCCGGCAGGGAGUUUUCCGCUCACAAGAAAAAGGCCGGAGGGAUGCCGGUAGACUGGCUGGUGAAGGCCAUGCAGUCCAGGGGUCUGGAGGUGUUCACUCAGAGCUUCUCUCGCACCCUGCCCUUUCCUGACGAGAACAAGGAGAGAUACAUGGUACGGGGCACUAACGUGUAUGGGAUCCUGCGGGCCCCCCGUGCCCCCCGCACCGAGGCCCUGGUGCUCAGCGCCCCCUGCAGCCCGGGCUCCAGCAACAACCAGGCCGUGGGGCUGCUGCUGGGACUGGCACAGUACUUCAGGGGUCAGAUUUACUGGGCCAAGGACAUUAUCUUCCUGGUGAACGAGCAUGAUCUGAUAGGCAUGCAGGCGUGGCUGGAGGGUUAUCACCACACCAACACCACCGGAAUGAGCUGGACUCCGCUGCAGGGCAGGGCUGGGUCCAUCCAGGCGGCUCUGUCUCUGGAGCUCAGCACUGACGUCAUCACCAGCCUGGACCUGGUUCUGGAGGGGCUGAACGGCCAGCUGCCCAACCUGGACCUGGCCAAUCUCUUCUAUGCCUUCUGCCAGAAGAUCGGCGUGCUCUGCACCAUCCAGGGCAAGCUCCAGCGGAAUGACUGGGACACUGCAUCGGGGUAUAACCAUGCGGUGCAGACCAUGCUGCUGAUGGUGCUGAAGCAGGCGAGCGGCCGGCCCUGGGGCGACCACGGCCUCUUCCUGCGCUACCACAUCGAGGCUGCCUCCAUGCGCGGCAUCAACAGCUUCCGCCAGUACAAGACCGACGCCACCACUGUGGGGAGGCUGCUGGAGGGAAUGUUCCGGAAGCUGAAUAACCUGCUGGAGCGGCUGCAUCAGUCCUACUUCUUCUACCUGCUGCCCUCGCUCUCCCGCUUCGUCUCCAUCGGUUACUACAUGCCCGCCUUCAGCCUGCUGGCCCUCAUCCUGCUGCUCCGAUCCUUGACUUCAGCACAUGCACUGGACCUGUGGGUUCAGCUGGGGACUCCGGCUGCAGGAACUGAGGACGGACUGGCGGAGGUGGAGCAGGUGUCCAGUCCAGGUGUUCUGUCAGUGCUGACCCCGGUGGUGAUCAGUCACCUGACGGGCGUGGCUCUGUACACGCUGCCCAUCCUGUCCCAGGACAUGGCUGUGGAGCACUUCCCCGUCUCCGAGACCGAGGCUGUGGUGCUGACCGCCAUCGCCAUCUACACUGCCGGCCUGGCCCUGCCGCACAACACACACAGGGUGCUGUCGGGUGAGGGUACGGAACAGGGCUGGCGUGUGCUGAAGCUGGUGGCAGUGCUGUACCUGGCCGUUCUGCUGGGCUGCACCGCCCUCAUCAACUUCUCUCUGGGCUUCAUCCUGGCGCUCACCCUGGUGCCUGUCGCUGCCUUCGUCACCCCGCAUGUGCCCAGGGUCCUGUGCGCCGUCAUCAUGGUGCUGCUCAGCCCGGGCUGCACGCUGCUCCUCUGUGUCUUUGUGUACCAGGAGCUGCAGGAGGCGCCGGUGUCUCUGCUGGAGGGCUGGAACCUCUUCCUGUCCGCCAUCUCCCAGGGCAUCCUGGACCACAGCCUGUACGGCUCCCUGCUCUACCCCCUCCUGUCCCUGCUCAUCUACCCCUGCUGGCUGCUGCUCUGGAACAUCCUCUUCUGGAAGUAGAGCCCGGGAGGGAGGGGUCGUGGGCGGGGCCAGGACUCACGAUUGGGUGGAAAAGGGGGAGGUGCCAAGAUCCAGGAUUGGGUGGUUGGGGAGUGUGUGGGAGGGACCUAGGAGCAGGAGUGGAUGAUGGGAGAGGAGGAUUGGGUGUUUGGGGAAGGUAGGGGAGGAGUGUAUACUGUUGAUUGGGUGGUUGUGGUGAGAUGGAGGAGUGGCCCAGGGGAAAGGGAGGAUGUACUGGCUGCGGUCAGUGGAAGACCAGUGUGAGUGAGGUCAGAGUUCAUGUGCUCGGGGAUGGAUUCAGACUGGGUUUGGAAGAUGGA